This is a messenger RNA of Xiphophorus maculatus (southern platyfish), 3329 nucleotides long. It is a transcript of the gene ppp1r12c, whose product is annotated as protein phosphatase 1 regulatory subunit 12C-like. Lineage: Eukaryota; Metazoa; Chordata; Actinopteri; Cyprinodontiformes; Poeciliidae. Gene Ontology annotation, molecular function: enzyme inhibitor activity; phosphatase regulator activity; protein kinase binding. Gene Ontology annotation, biological process: signal transduction. Bases 149 to 2326 code for a protein of 725 amino acids. The transcript is spliced from 20 exons. The record is from RefSeq and is a predicted model, not a curated record. Gene Ontology annotation, cellular component: cytoplasm.
UCGACGCUCUCGAGCACGAGCCGGACUUCCACCGCCUUCAGAGAUCAGGAGCUAGAACCAGGAAGCGAAAGUAUACACAUGGAGGGUGUGUCUGGCCCCGCCAGCACAGGUUUUAUUUAUAAAAACACCGUCCUCCGCGGUUAAUUUAAUGGGGGACACGGCGAAGACCAAGCGGCGGGAGCAGCUGAAGCGCUGGGCCGGCUCCAGCACCGACAGAGCGUCGGACGUUCCCCGGCGGAGGUGGCGGGGCGAUGCCGGGGAGGGAGAAGGGGAGGCCGAGGCCGAGCUGAGUGGCGACCCGCCGGGGGAUCAGCAGCCAGAGUCAGCGGGCAGGGAUGAAAGCAGCCCCAUCCCGAGUGGACGGAAGAGGGUGAGGUUUGACCGCGCCGCUGAGUUCCUCGCUGCUUGUGCCAGCGGCGACACAGAGGAGGCCAAGGCGAUGCUGGAGGAGACUGAACAGUCCAAAGCAGAACGGAAAGACGGAGAAAGUCUGCCAGACAUCAUCAACUGCUCCAAUUCUGAUGGCAUCACUGCACUGCACCAGGCCUGCAUAGAUGGCAGCAUAGAGAUCGUGACCUUCCUGCUGGAGCACGGCGCCGCCGUGAACCAGGUUGACAGCGAGGGAUGGACGCCGCUCCAUGUUGCGUCCUCCUGCGGCUACCCUGACAUAGCAGAGUUCCUUCUUCAGAAAGGUGCGUCUCUUACUGCUGUGAACUGUGAUGGUGACGUUCCUCUGGACAUUGCUCUGGAGGAGACGACCGAAUCCCUUCUCCAUAAUUACACACAAAGACAAGGUGUGGAUGUGGAGGCAGCUAAGCGUAAGGAGGAGGAGCAGAUGAUGUCAGACGCCAUGAUGUGGCUGAACGACGGUCCGCCGGCUGAUCUGCGACACCCAAGGACCGGCGCCACGCCGCUGCAUGUCGCUGCAGCUAAAGGAUACAUGGAGGCUCUCAAGAUGCUGUGUCAGUGCGGACUGGACGUGUCGGCCACAGACUUUGACGGCUGGACGCCUCUUCACGCCGCAGCCCACUGGGGUCAAGAGGAGGCGUGUCGCGUUCUGGCCGAGCAGCUGUGCAACAUGGAGGCUCGCAGCAACGGGGGUCAGACGCCGUUCGAUGUAGCUGAUGAAAGUGUUGCAGAGCUGUUGGAGGAGCUUUUACAGAAACAAGCCAACUGGCGUAAUGAGCGGUCGAUAUCAGAGAGGCAGAACCAACCAGGCCCCAAUGCUGCAAACGCACAAAGCAAGCGACGGAGGACAUCUGUGUGCAGGAUGAGCAGCAAAGACAAGAUAAAUGUGCAGGAUCUGUCUAAAGAACGGGGCGUUUCGGGAGGCGUGGAUAUGAGCGAGGAGAAAGAGAGCAGCACAGAAAGCUCUGCUGUGUCCAGUCCAGACACCGAGAGUGUGACUACAUCUACCAUCAGUCCUGCAGAGAAGCCUACUGAGGAGAAGAACGAGGAAGAGGAGCAGAAGGAGGAGCAGAAGGAGGAGCAGAAGGAGAAGGAGGAGGAGAAGGAGCAGGACAAGGCGAGCCGGACUGCCAGGGUCCAGCCCACUCCUCAGACCAGGGAAGCUGCCGCCGAGAGCCCCAACGCUCCAAAUGCAGACAAGAAACCCAAACAGUUCCAGGCAGCAGAUCGAGACGAAGAGUCCGAGUCCCAGAGGAAAGCUCGGUGUCGGCUGAUGCGACAGUCCCGUCGCCUCACUCAGGGUGUGACCUUGACUGAGCUGAAAGAGGCAGAGAAGAGCGUGGGUAAAGCUGCUGACCCUCCGCCUCGAAAUGUCCAGUCAGUGAGCCCCAUCAUCACCGUCACGCCUACUGAAUGGGAGAAUGAGACGCCGAAGCCGGCGGAGUCGGAGGGCGACAAGCAUUUGGGAGUGAAGGACCGGAGGAGAGGCCGGAGGGAGAGACGCUCCACCGGCAUCGUCCAGCUGGGGUCAGAGAAUGAAGAUGGCGAAGCCCAGCUGGAAGAUGCAAACAGCAACAGCACUGAAGGGAGAGACUUGUCUUCAGACUACAAAACGUUGUACAUCAAGGUACUGCAGGAGAACAUGACUCUGAAGGAGACGCUGCAGGAGAUGGAGCAGCAGCUGAGCCAGAACAAAGUGGAGCUGGAGAGACUCCGACAGGUUUGGCAGAGUCAGGAGAGCGACACUGACAGACCGGCCCUGCUAGAGCUGGAGAGAUUUGAGAAGCUGUCCCUCCAGAGGAAAGCAGGGGAACUGGAGGAUGAGCUGAAGGUUCUGAAGGACCUCAGAGCAGACAACCAGAGGCUUAAAGACGAGAACGCCGCCCUCAUCCGUGUCAUCAGCAAACUCUCCAGAUGAACUGCAAUAACCAUACAGACACAAAGUAUUACACGACUCUUCUGUCGCCCAAACUCGGAGGACACAAACCAGUAAGGGAGACGCAGCAUGGAACUGCAGAUGUCCAGCUCACCUCCCGCCACAGUGUUUGGCUCUUUAUGUUUUGGCAGAUCUACUGUUCAAUGAGGCAAACUGCACCUCCUGUGGACCGGCAGGAUGUCCAUAUCCACUUUUAUAUUAGGUUUUUAUUGUAUUUUUUACCUGCGAUGUUUUAUUGUGCUUUGCUUCAGUGAUCCUUUGUAUAAAAUCUGUAUUCAGAGACUUGAAGCCAUGCACAAAUGGCUGACAGUAAGAGCUGUGUCGCACGCAAGACUUAAAUGUGCCAAAAUGAGAAAAAAAUAAAUUAAAACAGUCCCAGUUUUGCACAUCUUUUAGGUAAAAAAAAAAUGUGGGCAGUAUUGUUUCUCAGGAUGAUUCUUUUCCUCAACGCUUACUGUUUUUAGUCGGCUGCUGUACCGAUGGACCAAAACCCUGCAUGCUCACCUUUCCCUGCUCCUCUUGAGUGCAUUUCACAUGUUCGUGCUGCAGCCGCCUGUGGUGUGCAUCGGAGAAAAGGCGUGUUUAAUUACUGCUGUGUUACAGACUGAGUAUUUGGGUGCUAACAGACACAUUGUGAGGUGAAACUCAGGUUCAGAUACUUCAAAUAAUGUUACAGUUCAGAUUUCUUCCUGGAGGUUGAGGAGAAUCUGAUCUUUGACCUCUGUACUGUAUGUUUUUUUAUUUUUUGCUUUGUUAACUGGAUGCUUCUUCUUAGUAUUCACCCUUUGACGGCACUGCUGUUUAACAGACGGGCCAGAUGGGUCAUCCUUUGAAUGUUUACUUCCUUACGAGACAGAAAUGCAUGUCAAAAUGUAUUUUGAAGCUGUGCCUUUGGAUAUACAUUUGUAAGUAAUAUUUCUAUUUUGCUUUGGCAUUGUACGAUGUUGAGUAUAAAAUACAACGUGGGCAUAAAUAAUUAAGGGUC